Vicia villosa (hairy vetch) is the source of this 503-nucleotide messenger RNA. RefSeq lists its product as uncharacterized. Bases 47 to 358 code for a protein of 103 amino acids. Lineage: Eukaryota; Viridiplantae; Streptophyta; Magnoliopsida; Fabales; Fabaceae. The record is from RefSeq and is a predicted model, not a curated record. The transcript has 2 exons.
UUCAGUGUCCCAUCAAGUGUUGCCCAGAUGCGGCUGUGAUAGACCCAUGAAGAUGUGGGUCUCCAACACAGUUCAAAACCGGAAUCGAAAGUUCUGGAAAUGUCGCAAUGCUGGGACUGGCAAUAGUUGCGAAUUGUUCUUAUGGGAUGAUGAAAAUGGAGACUCCAUGAAAGACAAUACAGUGAUUCAUCCAUGUUGCAAGAAGUGUGAGGUACUUCAAAUUCAGUUGGAAUCAGUGACAAAGAAAGUGGUGAAAUUGAAGAUUAAGCUUGAAGCCCAGAAAAGGAAAACUUUGCAGCUCCAGAUUGCUAUAUUUAUGUGUUGUUUGAUAGUUGGUUUAUUGUAUAAUUUCAUGUAAUGAAAGCAAUAAGUAUGACAUUGUGAAUUUUGGUGUCAGUAAUAGGUUAAUUAUCUAUGUAUUUUGAGUCAAGGUGGUUCUGUGCAUUUUGAUCUAGGUUGGUUCUAUGUACUUUGAAAAGAAUGUUGGUUCUAUGUAGUUUGAA